Macrosiphum euphorbiae (potato aphid) is the source of this 411-nucleotide messenger RNA. NCBI's taxonomy places the organism in Eukaryota, Metazoa, Arthropoda, Insecta, Hemiptera, Aphididae. The record is from the annotation of a GenBank genome assembly.
AUGAGAUUUUUUAAUUCUACUUUAUUUCCUACAAAAAUAAUAAAAAUUAUGCCUAAAAAAAAUACAAAACAGGUUCCAGGAAAAUUAGAGGCUGUUCAGACUGGACCUAUAACAAUAGACAAAUCGGGUGAUGUUGUUAUUAAAAUAAACGCCAAACCUGGUGCCAAAAAUAAUAACAUAACAGAUAUAAGUUCUGAUGGCAUUGGUGUUCAGAUAAAUGCACCUCCGACUGAUGGUGAAGCUAAUGCAGAAUUAAUAAAAUAUCUUUCGAAGGUAUUGGGUUUGAGAAAAAGCGAUUUAAGUUUAGAUCGAGGUUCAAGAUCGAGAAAUAAAAUUUUAAUUGUACACAAUACUUCAUUAGGCGUAGAAGGGAUCACUGAAAAAAUUAAUGAAGAAAUUAACGAUAAAUAA